CGGUCAAGUCUUAUUCAGGUUAUCAUAAAGGGGGUGGUUUAUAUCAAGUUUCAACUGGCGUAUGUUACACAAUUGUUUAAACAGAACUAUUAUUUGUAACGAAACGGUAGUAUGAUGAAGCUCAUAGUUCUUUUUAUUACAGCAGCAAUUUUCCUUAAUCGAUGUAAUGGAGACGAAGACGAGUGUAAAAAGAAAACCUCACACUUGGCACCGAUCAGGCUUAAAAAUGACAUACUCUGCGAUUACACAUCGAAUGUGAGGCCAAUUUUCAAUCAUACCAAUGCGACUGUUGUCACUGUCAAAAUGAUACUGAAGUUCUUUACAUACGAUAUGCACACUAACUCUCUGUCGGUACACAACUGGUUGAGCAUUUUUUGGAGGGAUGAUCAUUUAAAAUGGAAACCGUCGGAUUACGAAAACAUCAAACAAAUCCACCUAUCAAACUAUGAAAUUUGGACUCCAGACCUCUCGAUUUACAACAGCAAUGAUUUAUCAUCUCAUCCGUCUGCACUAAGCUCUGUCGAUUGCUUAGUUGUGAGCACUGGAUUGGUAGUUUGCGUGAAUCCAAGCAGGCAUGAUGCGCUUUGUAUGGCAGAUUUAACAAAAUUUCCUUUUGAUAAACAAAACUGUUCUCUGAGAUAUGGUUCUUGGGUUCACAGUGGGGAGGAGAUCGAUUUUAAAAUACCUGCUAUACCGGUUUCAACUGGUGACUAUAUUCCGAACAGUGAAUGGAAGUUAUUAAGUGUGAGCGUUCAAAAGUUUCCUGGGCAUUAUAACUGUUGCCCAGACAACACUUAUCCUUCUAUUAACUACAGAUUUUCGAUCGAGAGGCAUUCAGCAACUCAAGCUGCUGCUGUAAUAAUUCCCAGUCUCGUGCUAAUCAUAAUAACAUUGACGACACUAUGGAUGAAUCCCCAAGAGUUAGACAGAUUAUGCCUAGCAUGUUGUAACCUUAUUGCUCACACUAUACACAUACAAAUGAUUGUUUGGCAGCUACCGUCGACUGGUGACAAACCACCAUUGUUAAUAGUAUAUUCUCGAGAUUCUCUUUUGCUAUGCACUUUUACAAUUGUAUUGACAGUAGUUUUGAAAGCGAUGACACAAUCGGCUAAACCCAGCCCAGCGUGGAUAUCUACAGUUGUUUCGGGAGUGCUAAGCAACCGGCCUGGGCAAUGGUUUUUAUUAUACGAGUCAAGUUUGAAGAGUAUUGCAACGGGAGUCAAAGAAGAGGAUACAGUAAACAUUAUUGAAAGCAAUGCAGUGUCCAUAAAUAAAGAUUGGAAGCUAUUUGCCAAGCUGUUGGACAGGAUAAGCUUUAUUGGAUUUUUGAUUACUUAUGUUGUUAUGUUCGUAACCUUCAUUGUAUAAAAUUGUGAAUGUCAAAUGGUUUGUUUAAACUUUUGAAUAUUAUGAUCAGAAACUUGAUAUUAUAAGUAGGUAUCUGUACAGCACUUAGUGUACCCACUUAUAGCCUUUAUGUAUACACAUCAAGUAUAGGUAUAGUCCAUUGGUGAAAUUUUUCAAAGCAUUUUUUUGUCUCAAAUAUUGCUUUAACUAAAAACUCAAUUCUUGCGAAUUUGUUGUUUAUUUUGUACAGAAAAGCUUAUGUCUUGCAAUUUCCUUAUGUAUAUAUGGGUCUAGGACACUUCGCCGAAUGCCCACAACGCCAACACGAUUUUUUGAUGGUCCAUAUCGCCGACUAGCGACACUACGCCGAACGUGAGCACAACGCCGAAUGGACACUAAGCCAAGCGUGACCACAACUCCGGCUAUUCGAAAUACCAGGCCUCUCAUAAUCUGUCCAGGUUCAUUAAGAAUUUUUGUAUGAGUUUGCAUUUUAAAAAAAGUUUAAAAAAAUGUCCUAAACCUACAAAUAACCUAUCGUCAAAAGCUGCUUGGUGUUGCACACCGUCUGAACUGUUGUAUGAAUCGACGUUAUGGUCACGUUCGGCUUAGUGUCCCUUGUACACGCUUCUCGACAAUGUGGGCAUGGUCGGCGUAGAGUCCCUAUGUCGGCGAUAUGGACCAUCAAAAAAUCGUGUCGGCGAAGUGUCCCGGCCUGUAUAUAUUCUUUCGAAUGGAUCACAUCAAACAAUUAGACAAAUUUCUCUCAAAAUAUUUAAAAGUUUAGAAUUUGAUACUUAAUUUCGUUCAUUAGAUUAAGGGUGAAAUUCAAAGAUCUUCCUUUAGAAUGACUUACACUUUACUCAUCCUUAACUUGUAAUAUUUUGGUGUUCAAAGAAACAUUUGCUAAAGCAACACAUGCCGCCCAUUAGCGUUAUAGUAGGUAACGCGAGAAA
This is a messenger RNA of Photinus pyralis (common eastern firefly), 2300 nucleotides long. It is a transcript of the gene nAChRa9, whose product is annotated as acetylcholine receptor subunit alpha-like. Gene Ontology annotation, biological process: nervous system process; monoatomic ion transmembrane transport; chemical synaptic transmission. Bases 112 to 1368 code for a protein of 418 amino acids. The record is from RefSeq and is a predicted model, not a curated record. The transcript is spliced from 8 exons. Lineage: Eukaryota; Metazoa; Arthropoda; Insecta; Coleoptera; Lampyridae. Gene Ontology annotation, molecular function: transmembrane signaling receptor activity; neurotransmitter receptor activity; extracellular ligand-gated monoatomic ion channel activity. Gene Ontology annotation, cellular component: neuron projection; membrane; synapse.